AUGACGAGCUCGGGUGUCAACGUGCCCACCAACGAGAAGAUCAAGGAGAAGGAUGUCAACGCCAAGCUCCAGCUCUAUGGCAUCUACGCCGCCUUUGCACAGGGCAAGGUGCCUUCGAAUAAGCAAAUCGAUGUCGCUAUGAACUCCGCACUUGAGUGGAACUCGAUGCGCACCCCCUCCAAGAAGCUUUCUACCGAGGGCCAGCAAUUGGUUGGCGAUCUGCGCCACGUCAUUGAGGAGGCCAAAAUCCUGCUGCUCAGCAAGAACGACGGCAAUCUUCUACAGGACUUCAUCUGGCAGACCCAGAACAUCGGCGCGGGCAAUGCCAGCUCGCCGAACGCGCCUCUCGACAAGGCCACCGCUAAGCAGCACGGCAAUCAGGCUCUCGAGGGUCUGCGCACUCUUGGCGAACUUCUCAUCACCAACGGCCAGUUCCGCAAGCUUCUGAGCGACGCUACCGUCCUUCUUCGCGACAUCGCAGGUGAUGCUGCCACGAAGGCCGCGAGCAAGGUCAACCCCGGCGAGGAGGAGCUUCAGAGACUCGACGAGCCAGCGCCCGACAACACAUGGCACGAGAAGCCCGACAUGUCAAGAGACAACCUCAGGCAACAGGUCCAGUCUAGGAUGCCCAUCGGCAAGAAGGAUCUGCAGGACGCUGCCGGCGAUGCCUCCCAAGCUGCCCACCCAUCGGGCGAGCGCGAUCCUCGCGCUGUUGGCGACCGCGCAAUGGCAGACCAGCAGCAGGCCGGCGCCGGCCAGACCAGCGUUGACGCACAGGGCGGUGUCAAGGCUGGCGCUCAGAAUCUUAAGCAGAAGCUGUCUGACAACACUGACGAAGACACCAAGAAGCAGGCUCGCGAAUACCGUGAGCGUACCAACAACUACUUCAAGGAGAAGGUGCCAAAAGACCGCCGCGACCAAAUCAUCUACCGCUUGAAGAAGAUGGUUGUUGAGAUCCAGGGUCACUCUGACUACCAACAAGCUAUUGAUACUCUCCUCCGCCUCGCUGAAGAGUACACCGGCCACUCCAAGACCAUCGCCGGACAGGGCAAGGAGGCCGUGAAAGGUGCCCACGACCAGGAUAGCCUAACGUCUGCUGAAGCUGACCUCAAGAGAAGUCAGCCAAUGCUGACAGAUCUGAAGACCCUUUUGGAGCGCUUCGCCAACAGCACCUCCUUCGAUGACCUAUUCGACUCCGUCAACCAGAUGUACGCCGAUGCCGAUCGUGACCCGGAGCUCAAGGACUGGUUCAAGUCCAUGGACCGCUACGUCCGCAAGUGCCUGCAAGAGCAGGGUUACAUCCUCCAGGACGACUCCAACGAGCAGUGGAACAGGCUUUACGACCACGGCAACUACCUCCUGCGCGACCGCUACAGGAACCACACCGACCGUAUCGUCGAUGAGCUCAAGUUCUUGGCCGACCAGUUCGACAAGGACCCGCAAAACCAGAGCUUUGCCAAGGCUAUGAACAAACUGUUCAUGGAUCUCGGCAACGACGAGAAUGGCCAGCCCACAUUCAAGCCUCAUUUGCUUAAGGACUUGACGGAGGUCAUCCUUCCAGGCUUCUUCGAGCACGUCCGCUACGUACCCGUCCCUCGCAUUGAGUACUCAGACCACAUGAUCGAUAUGAUUAUUGAGAACUUGGUUCUCGAGGGCGACAACCUCGCCCCAAACAUGUUCGAGUUCGGCAGUGACAAUUACUUCCGCUGGGGCCGCAAGGGCUUCCAGAACAAGAACAAGAACAAGGUCAUGCUCUCUGUCUCCGGCAUCCAGAUGGACUUGCGCGACGUGUCUUACUACGUCAAGAAGAAGGAAGGCUUCCCAGGUGUCACUGACAAGGGUCUCAUGGACAUCUUCCUUGGCGGCACUGGGCUGAGCUUCAAGGUGGCCAUGGAGACUGCUGACAAGAGCGACCGCGCCCACUUCUUCAAGAUCAACAACGUCACCGUCGACAUCAAGAACAUCAACAUCAAGCUCAAGCAGUCUAACCACAAAUUGCUCUUCGCUCUCUUCAAGCCUUUGUUGCUCAAGGUCAUGCGCCCUGCCCUCCAGAAGGUCGCCGAGACUCAGAUCAAGAACCAGGUCCAGCAGCUCGACGCCAUGGCAUAUCGUAUCAAGCAGGAGGCCGACCGUGCUCAAGAGGAGGCCAAGAACAACCCGGACCCAGAGCACAUCCAGAAUAUGUAUCAGCGCUACUUCACCGCCGCGCAAGCUCAGAUGAACAAGGGCCAGAAGAAGGCGGAGAACGCCUCUGCCGACAAGAAGGUGAACGUGGCCAUCACCCAGCAAGACUCCAUCUUCAAAAACAUUGCCCUGCCAGGCGGUAUCUCCACCAAGGCCACUGAGUACAAGAACCUGGCUCAGAAGGGUGACAGGUGGGAGUCACCAGUCUUCUCCCUCGGCCACGCCAAGGAGACCUCGAGCCUCCCAGGCGUGUCUAAGGUACAGCGGAAGACCCACGAUGUCACCCGUGGUGGCGUUCGUGGUGGCCAGGGCCUCGAGAGCCGUGGCGGCAACAUGAGCGGUCAGCUCGAUGGCACUACUGGUGGCUAUGGCUCUAACGCUGGCAACUACGGCACCAACCAGUCUAACUACGGCUCCAACACUGGCGUCCUCGGCGGCUCCAAUACGGGUGCUUUCGGUGGCAACACUGGUGCGCUUGGAAGCAGCAACAUCGGUGCGCUUGGAAGCAGCAACACCGGUGCGCUUAGAAGCAGCAACACUGGUGCGCUUGGAAGCAGCAACACCGGUGCGCUUGGAAGCAGCAACACUGGUGCUCUUGGCAGCAGCAACAACGCCGGCUUCGCUAACCAGGUCGACGGUGCCUUCGGCGCUCCUCAGCAGAACCUCGGCCUUGGCAGUGCGGGUGUAGGGUCAACUCAACCUACCAGUGGCCUAGUCGGCUCUACUGGCGACCACACCACCCUCGGCAAGAACAACCCGGUCUUCCAGGGCCAGGUCUAA
This is a messenger RNA of Recurvomyces mirabilis, 2964 nucleotides long. RefSeq lists its product as uncharacterized. The record is from RefSeq and is a predicted model, not a curated record. The coding region runs from base 1 to 2964 and encodes 987 amino acids. The transcript is spliced from 5 exons. Lineage: Eukaryota; Fungi; Ascomycota; Dothideomycetes; Mycosphaerellales; Teratosphaeriaceae.